GCCGCCCGUGCGCCUGCGAAAGUUUUUCGGCUCCCGCUGAAGGGCAGCGGAGCCCCCCACGCCCCUGCGCCCCACUCCGGCCGGGAGCCUUCACGUAAAUGGGUCCAGUCCUGCCUCCCAGUAAGAAGUCAGAAAGCUCAGGAAUUAGUGUCUCCAGUCGACUGAGUCAGUGUUACUGGGGCAGCGGUUUCUCCAAGGCCCUUCAAGAAGACGAUGCCCUCGACUUUCCUCUGCCUGACACCCGAUUAGAAGAGGGGACCAUGGAAGAUGAAGAGCUGACCAACCUGAACUGGCAGCACAAGAGCAAGAACUUGUUGAAGGGCUUUGGGGAGUCGGUCCUCAGGAGUGUCAACCCCGUCCAGGACCUGGAUGAUGACAGCCCUGUGUCCCCUGCCCACUCUGACAUGCCCUACAAUGCCAGGCAGAACCCAAACUGCAAACCCCCCUACUCUUUCAGCUGCCUCAAAUUUAUGGCCAUCAAGGACUCUCCAACCAAGCGCCUGCCAGUGAAGGAUAUCUACAACUGGAUCUUGGACCAUUUUCCAUGUUUUGCAAAUGCACCUACUGGGUGGAAAGCCCAGGACCUGACAAAUUCACUGCUGAAUUCCACCAAACAUGUAAAAAAGAAUGGGUGGAAAAACUCAGUGAGACACAAUUUGUCAUUGAAUAAGUGUCUUAAGAAAGUGGACAAGGAGAGGAGUCAAGAGUAUUGGGCACAUAUACACCAUGGAAUAUUAUGCUUUUUGGUUGGAGGCAUGGUUAGUGAGCGCCUGAAGGACAUGAAAAAAAGAUUGGCAGAUAGAGCCAAGAAGCAAGCGCAAACAGCGGGAGGUAAAGGAAGAGCACUGGGGAGUUCUGUGCAGUCCAGUUUGGCUGGAUGCUAG
This is a messenger RNA of Callithrix jacchus (white-tufted-ear marmoset), 884 nucleotides long. The record is from RefSeq and is a predicted model, not a curated record. Lineage: Eukaryota; Metazoa; Chordata; Mammalia; Primates; Cebidae.